CUAAGCACGCUUUCGACCUUCCCAUUCGCCCCUCCAUGAUCACGCUACGCCCCACAGUGCAUAGUUUGAAGAACGACUCCGGAAGGCAGAGAUAAAUCUUCAUUGGCACAUUUCCUCGCCUUCGACGAGUGUACAGGCUCACUGUUCCUCUGUCACGUGAGAAUUGCAGAACACGAGGGUGGAACAGCACCGCCCCAGAACCGCCGAAAGAUAUAGGCAACAGGCAGAGCACAUUUUGCAUAUUCUUCGUUGGCACCUUUUGCGGCCACUUUCUCCCAUCACUCUUCGCCCAUAUCAGUAUCUGCUGCUAUUUCAGCUCUAUUGCAAUCAAACGGCGUUUACGAUGAGCGUUAGUUUACGAUGGCGCAGAUUCUGGCAGUCCGACAAGGCGAAUGCAGCGGAAGAUCUUGAACAAUGGAUGCAGAGGAUCACGCAGGAUGAAAUUCGACUUCUCUUUCUCAAGUGUUUCAUAGAAGGCAACAACCUUUGGUCCCCCGUAGUCAGAUCUGUCGAGCUGCAGUACUUCCAGACUGCUGUUUCACGUCUAGAAGUCACCCCCGAUGGCCAGAUACAGAUGUCGUCAAUUAUAUGUCAUCUUGAGCAGAUGCAUAAACCUAAAUCGAGUGUCAUACGAUCUGCAGCUUCUUUGAUCGAGGCGUUGAUUACUGCCCACGCACAUUUCCCAUUUUCGGCUCCCGUCAAGCUCACAGAAGAAUCCUUUUGUCGCUCUAUCCUUCUACUGACCAACCGGGCUCAAGAUCUGUUCGAACAAUCGGAGAGUGGAACCAUCGGGGGUAUAGAAUCGGACUAUAUCUGCAAACGACCCGGCGAAAGACGGCUUAUGUUCAUUCACUCCGCCUUGCUGAUAGAGCCUGCCGGUAAAUCAACGCCAGAUGCAGGCAUAACAACGCAAGACGAUGUCCUCGAUGUGCUAUGUAGAGUGGAGUAUCCUGCCAUUGUUCGUGGCAAGGAUCGAGUUCAGCGCCGUCCAGUGUCCGAAUUUGUACCCCUAGCCGAACGUCUGGAGCCUGCAACAGAGUGCAAGCGAGAGCACGAGGUGCCUAAGUCGCAGGUAGCGCUUCUCCGGGAUCUCAUUACUAUAAUUCAGCCUCGGUGGACUAAGCAUCCGGUUGAACUAGGUUAUGUGGAGCAUGACAGUCUCACUUCUGAAGAAUUCGUAUUAUGGGCGACGAAGGUCCAAUUGCUUGAUACGCUUGAUCAGCUUUUUAGUGUAUUUCUUCGUCCGCCAUAUGCACAAGGAAAAGCGGUGAUUGAUCACUAGCAUUCGAUUCCCAUCCGCCGCGGAAGCGUAUCCGUGCAGUAUCAACAAUUCCGGGCCACAUUUUAUUUUUCUUUAGAGCUAGACUGGUGCAGCGUCAAAGUCAAUCAUGAUAUGGUUAAUGAUGGCUGUUCUCUCGGUGCUGGUUCCAAGUUGCCUGUCUGUGUUCAGCCCUGGAGGAAAAUGCGGAUUACACAUCAAUACAGCGACCCAAACUGCUGAAAUGCUUUGAAUUCUUAGGUAAUUGUCCGUGUAGGACUCUAUAGCGACGACGCCAUCGGGGCCAGGACACUCUGCUUCCAAAGCAUAGGACUUGUCUCAGCAUCUCCCACUCUCUUCUUUCACAACCUGGAAUUGAUCUGGCUCUCCUAUUCACAAACCUUUUACCUGUCAACUUUAUUUGCUCACGUAUUUUCAACGUGCUGCCCGGGCGAGCGAU
This is a messenger RNA of Paraphaeosphaeria sporulosa, 1718 nucleotides long. RefSeq lists its product as uncharacterized. Lineage: Eukaryota; Fungi; Ascomycota; Dothideomycetes; Pleosporales; Didymosphaeriaceae. The coding region runs from base 344 to 1282 and encodes 312 amino acids. The record is from RefSeq and is a predicted model, not a curated record. The transcript has 3 exons.